Messenger RNA from Fusarium keratoplasticum, 2610 nucleotides. RefSeq names its product MHYT domain-containing protein. NCBI's taxonomy places the organism in Eukaryota, Fungi, Ascomycota, Sordariomycetes, Hypocreales, Nectriaceae. The transcript has 5 exons. Bases 1 to 2610 code for a protein of 869 amino acids. The record is from RefSeq and is a predicted model, not a curated record.
AUGUCAUCUGUUGACCAAUACCUAGGGCAUGUCGUCCCUCAGAGCUACAAUGCUGGAUUCAUAGCUCUCAGUUACCUGGUCAGCCUCGUCGGGGCGGCAUCGACACUCGAGCUGAUCAACCGCCGGACCGGAUCGAGAGGGUUCUUUAACCACUUGCUCUUGGUCAGUUCAGCCAUCACCAUGGGCGGUAUAUCGAUCUGGUGCAUGCAUUUUAUCGGUAACCGGGCCAUCGACCUAGCGAACCACGAACGCGACUUGCAAGUGGCAUACUCCAGUGGCUUUACUGCCGUCUCCUUUUUCGUCCCGAUCGUUGUCCUCUUGGCCGCCUUUGUCGCCAUUGGUACGAAUAAUUAUAUCUCCUGGUGGAGAAUCAUGAUAGGAAGUAUUCUCUGUGGUGCUGCUAUCUGUGGCAUGCACUACCUCGGAAACUCGUCCAUCAAGAAUUACACAUGUAUAUAUCGGCCAGCAUUCAUCGUUGGCGCAGCUAUCAUCGCCGUGUUCGCCAGCAUUAUUGCCCUGUCUCUGUUCUUCGUAUUUCGAGGAGUAUGGGCUCAUUCGUGGUGGAAGCGAUCCUUGUCAGCCUUCAUUCUCGCCGGAGCAGUGUCAGGAAUGCAUUGGUGCGCGGUCGUCGGGACCCGGUACCGGCUUGUCAACAUACAGACCAAGAAUAACGAACCCUCGAGGAUUGCAACUGUCAUUGUCGUCAUCUGUCUGUCACUUGGUGCUUGUCUCAUCCUUGCCGGCUCCGCCGUUCUUCGUGCCCGGAAGAUGAAGAAGUCGGCCCUCCGAGCUCAGCAAAUCACAUUGGGCACUGCAAUCUUUGAUAAGCAUGGGAGGAUUCUGGUUGAUCCUGACGGUCUUAUGCCCAGUGUGGCCAUCACAGACUCGUUCUUGGAGAAGAAUAGUAGGGAGGGUUUCAGCAACACACAUCCCAUUUUCCACUGGCUUUUUCAGGCCUCACGAAACUGGAGCGGAAUUUCAACUCUCUUGGACGGCAUGAAGCACCAUCUUCAUCAGCUACCGCACUCUGGUGCCGAUAAGAGCGGCAUUCAAUUGAUCAACGAGCACGGCGAGAUGAUCAAAGAUUAUGAUGCUAUCUUCCGCGAACUUUUCUGUGUAGCUGCUCUGACCCUCUCUGAGCAGUUAGGUGAGCACAUCACCUCAAUGGGAGUUCUCUGGGAUGACGUCCUGUCUACUGGAGCAUACCGGACGAGAGUUAUGCCGAGACUCAGACGACCACGGAGUCCCAUCUCAGACAGCGAAAGUACAGCCAAGGAAGAAGACCAGGCCGGUGUCGAUGCGGCCGAAAAGGGGUUUCCGGGUUACCAAACAGAAUGCGGACGCGGAUCACUGAUGCUCUUGGUGCGUCAGGUUCAUACAGGCCGUGACGCUGAGAGGUUAACAUCGGCCGGUUUCCGGUUCGCCGAACUGCAUCAAGUGAGCAACUUGAUCCAAGCCAGCAUGCAGAUCCAGUCUGGUGAUUUUGAGAAAACACUACGGGGUCUGGCAACGUACGCCGCCCAGGACAAACAACAAUCCUCUGGAUCGUACAUCGGGCUGUUUGCCAUUCGCGCCCGGGUUGAUUCUCGUGGCUUUCAGGUGCUGGUUCACAAGGGGGCUAGGCAUGUCCUCCCCUCCGAGCGUCUGCACAUGGGAAGUAUGGACAAGUGGCAAGUGGAUUUCUUGAGACAAUUCCAAGGGAUGCCGGUUUCAAGUCUUGUCCCCAGGCUCUUUGACGACGACGUGGCUCCUGCAUCCUCGAAUGAAAAGGCCUUUGCCAGACAAAUGGGUGAAACCAUCAAAUCUCUGCGCACGUCCAUCAAAGAUCCUUUAUUUGAGCAGGCAGUGCUCUCCCCGACAGUCGUGCACCUACCAGGCCACGAGAGCCAGGCUGAGGCGGUCAUGAUAACUUUGCGACUGGUGGUUCCUAUCCAUUCGGUCCUAUCGAGCCCCGACUGCGAAUUUGUGCCUCUGAGCAUCUUGAAGAUGCACCAGGCUUCCGACGGGUGGCAUCAAGAGUUUACCCGAGGCGUGCACCGCGAGUUCGGGUCUCUGGUCCAAUCUCGUCGUGCGAAUACUAGUGAACAGGGUCGUCGAUCACGAGCAUUCAGCUUCUGGCCGUUCGCAUCUUUGAAGACUUCUUCAACAAGAAAUUUGAAGAGAAAUCCGAUGAUGGCACUCACAAAGAAUCCAAGCUCACCAGUGUCGGCACGAUCCAGCUCAACCGUCAACCUAUGCCCACCCAACAGCACCAGCCGACCAAGAUCAGUUGACACAGUGGAUGAGCUCAACAAGCCCAAGUCCCAGGAUGACUGGCGAACGGCACCGCCAUCUUAUGGAGGUAUCCUGGUAUUCAAGGAGGUGACAGUCAACGUUGACAAGAGUGAAGGAGGCCGUGGAGAUGGAAAAAGUCAGGAUACGAUGGUUAUUGAGACGUCAGAUGGGCUUCACACAGCAUCAAUGUCAAGCAUCGAGCUGCAACCGAUGACCAAUAUAGGUACGGAUGCUCAUAUCGGGUCGCAGGAUACUGGAAAUGUGAAUGGGAACAUGUCUAACACUGUGACAUUUGUUGAUAUCUUGUUUGCGGAAGCAGUUGGGAGUGGUUUAUAG